Molecule: messenger RNA, 747 nt
Organism: Pichia membranifaciens NRRL Y-2026
Lineage: Eukaryota; Fungi; Ascomycota; Pichiomycetes; Pichiales; Pichiaceae
Exons: 1
Coding region: 1-747 (248 amino acids)
Biological process (GO): establishment or maintenance of cell polarity; actin filament organization; regulation of cell shape
Cellular component (GO): plasma membrane; cell projection; cytoplasmic vesicle
Molecular function (GO): protein kinase binding; GTP binding; GTPase activity
Source: RefSeq, a predicted model, not a curated record
AUGAAGUCGAUCAAGUGUGUUGUUGUCGGGGACGGUGCCGUCGGUAAGACGUCCCUGCUGAUCUCGUACACCACGAACCAGUUUCCGGAGGACUACGUGCCUACGGUGUUCGACAACUACUCUGCGAACGUGAUGGUGGGGGACGAGAAGGUGACGAUCAACCUCUGGGAUACCGCGGGCCAGGAGGAGUACGACCGGUUGAGACCGUUGUCGUACCCGCAGACAGACAUCUUCCUCAUCUGCUUCUCUGUGGUGGAGCCUUCGUCGUUCCAGAACGUGAAGAACAAGUGGAUGCCGGAGAUCAGACACCACACCCCGAAGGACACGAAGGUGCUUCUUGUCGGGACGAAGUCGGACCUCAGGGAGGACCCGCACGCGAUGGACGAGCUGGACGAGCAGGGCCUCAAGCCCGUCAGCGAGGCCGAGGCUGGCCGUCUUGCCACCACGCUUGGUCUUGUCGGCUACCUCGAGUGCUCUGCCGCCUCCCAGCGCGGUGUCAGAGAGGUGUUUGACUGCGCCAUCAAGGCCGUCAUCUCGCCCGAGGAGCCCGAGGAGCAGGACACCCACGACCAGCGCCUCAACGGCGCCGCAGCCGCCGCCGGCGGUGCCGGCGCAGCGGCAGCGGCCACUGGAGCAGGCGCCAGACCGGUGCAAGCCAAGACCGCUUCCAAAAACGUCAGACAGGCCCCAAAGACCCACAUCCCAGCGAAGAAGGUCAGAAAGUCCAAGAAGUGUGUCAUUCUUUAG